AUGGAAUCCCCGGUUCAGAUCUUCCGCGGAGAGCCGGGCCCCACCUGCGCUCCGAGUGCCUGCCUACUCCCCAAUGGCAGCGCUUGGUUCCCGGACUGGGCCGAGCCGGACAGCAAAGAUAACGGCACUGCCAGCGCCGAGGACGCGCAGCUGGAGACCGCGCACAUCUCCCCUGCUAUCCCGGUCAUCAUCACCGCUGUCUACUCCGUGGUGUUUGUCGUGGGCUUGGUGGGCAACUCGCUGGUCAUGUUCGUGAUCAUCCGAUACACAAAAAUGAAGACUGCCACCAACAUUUACAUAUUUAACCUGGCUUUGGCAGAUGCUCUAGUUACUACAACCAUGCCCUUCCAGAGCACAGUCUACCUGAUGAAUUCCUGGCCAUUUGGAGAUGUGCUGUGCAAGAUAGUCAUUUCCAUCGACUACUACAACAUGUUCACCAGCAUCUUUACCUUGACCAUGAUGAGUGUAGACCGCUACAUCGCUGUGUGCCACCCUGUGAAGGCUUUGGACUUCCGCACGCCCUUGAAGGCCAAGAUGAUCAAUAUCUGCAUUUGGCUCCUGUCAUCCUCUGUUGGCAUAUCCGCGAUAGUCCUCGGAGGCACCAAAGUCAGGGAAGAUGUGGAUGUUAUCGAAUGCUCCUUGCAGUUCCCGGAUGAUGACUACUCCUGGUGGGACCUGUUCAUGAAGAUCUGCGUCUUUGUCUUUGCAUUUGUGAUCCCCGUGCUCAUCAUCAUCGUCUGCUACACCCUCAUGAUCCUGCGCCUGAAGAGUGUGCGGCUCCUUUCUGGCUCCCGAGAGAAGGAUCGUAACCUGCGCCGGAUCACCAGGCUUGUUCUGGUGGUGGUGGCAGUCUUUAUCAUCUGCUGGACCCCUAUCCACAUUUUCAUCCUUGUGGAGGCACUGGGCAGCACUUCCCACAGUACGGCUGCUCUCUCCAGCUACUACUUCUGCAUUGCGUUGGGCUACACCAACAGCAGCCUCAAUCCCAUCCUCUAUGCCUUUCUUGAUGAAAACUUCAAGCGGUGCUUCAGAGACUUCUGCUUCCCCAUUAAGAUGAGGAUGGAGCGACAGAGCACCAGCAGAGUCAGAAACACCAUCCAGGAUCCUGCUUACAUGAGGGAUGUUGAUGGGAUGAACAAACCAGUAUGA
Lepus europaeus (European hare) is the source of this 1149-nucleotide messenger RNA. RefSeq names its product opioid receptor kappa 1 (gene OPRK1). NCBI's taxonomy places the organism in Eukaryota, Metazoa, Chordata, Mammalia, Lagomorpha, Leporidae. Gene Ontology annotation, biological process: G protein-coupled opioid receptor signaling pathway; neuropeptide signaling pathway; sensory perception of pain. Gene Ontology annotation, cellular component: neuron projection; membrane. The transcript has 3 exons. The record is from RefSeq and is a predicted model, not a curated record. Gene Ontology annotation, molecular function: neuropeptide binding; dynorphin receptor activity. The coding region runs from base 1 to 1149 and encodes 382 amino acids.